UCGUUCCGCACAUCCGACUCGGGCCCGCUGCACGCAGAAAGCAAGACGCACACGUCAUGGCACCUGUCCUCCGGAUGCUCGUGCUCGCGUUCGCGCUCCUGCAAACGGCGCCUGCGGCCGACCUCAGUGACACCGUCUUUGUGGUGACGGUGAGCUCCCGGGUGGAGGGGGGCAAACAGGAGACCCUGUGCGCUCAGGUCCACGGGCCCCCCAAUCCCGUCAACCUCACCGUUGCCUUGGAGACGGACUCCAGCAGGACCGUCCUCCUCCAGGAGGACGUCACCGCAGACUUCUACCGCUGCUUCAGCUUCCAGGUUCCUGUCGUGCGCUCCAGGACCGUGGCGACGGUCAACGUCACCAUCCAGGGGGGGGGCGCCCCCAUCAGCAUGGAGACCAAGAUCAGCAUCGAGCCCCCGGCCUUCAUCCACCUGAUCCAGACCGACAAACCCCUCUACAAACUGGGGCAGACCGUUCAGUUCCGAAUCGUCUCAAUGGACGUUCAUUUCAUCCCUGUGGAUCGAGUGUACAAUGUUGUGGCGCUCCAGGAUCCUAAUUCAAACCGCAUAGCCCAGUGGUUGAAUAAGACGGUCGCCAGCGGCAUCCUUGACCUCGCCCACCGGGUGAUCCCCGAGGCGGCACAAGGAACCUACACCAUCACCGCCUCCACGGACCAAGGAGAGCAAAUCUCCCACAGCUUUGACAUCAAGGAAUACGUUUUGCCAAAGUAUGAAGUAGAGGUGCAUCUACCCGGGGUGAUCAGCAUCCUGGACCAAGAGGUGAAGCUGAGGAUCUGUGGGAAAUACACUUAUGGGAAACCUGUUGUUGGUUCAGUAAAGGCAGUUUUUUGUAAACGGUUAUAUUGGUAUUCAAGUACCCAACACACGGACCCGUGCAAGACGUAUGAAAUGACUACGGACAAAAGUGGUUGUGCCACACAAACCGUGGACCUGAAAAAGUUUUCUAGUAAGGGGGGGCACAAUGCCAACUUCUUCUACCUUACCGCCGAGCUGCAGGAGUUCGGCACUGGGGUCGUUCUGAAGGGCGAGGGCCGCAGCACCUUCAGCAGUAUCGUCCGAAAGGUCACCUUCAAGGAAGUACCCACUGCCUACAAGACCGGCAUUCCAUUGGAGGGAAAGCUGACAAUGGUUGGUGCAGACGGCAAAGCUGUGGCCAACGAGGCGGUUUACCUGUUCCACGGCAGCCACCUGAACCUAACGCUCACCACGGACUCGAAGGGCGUGGCUUCGUUCUCUCUGGACACGACUCUCUGGACGGACACGGUGCAUCUUGUGGCGACUUCCAGAAAGGAGAAGAGCACCGAGCCCGACAUGUACGGUAUUCACAUCACGGCCGACCAGCGGGUGGCGCCCUUUUAUUCCAGGAGCAGCAGCUUCCUGAAGCUCGUACAGGUGAGCGGGAAGUUGGCCUGUGACCAGGACCAGGAGGUGCGUGCUCGCUACAUCAUCCAGGGGACUGAGCUAAAGAAGGAACAGGAAGUCCUGGACUUCUUUUACCUGGUGAUGUCCAGAGGUGGAAUUGUGCAGCACGGUCAAGUCCCAGUGGCUGUUAAAGCAGGAACUGUGAACAAAGGGGAGGUCUCCGUCUCCCUCCGUCAGGUCACCGGUCUGGCCCCCGUUGCCCAGGUGGUGGUUUACACCGUGAUGCCCGGCGGCGAGGUCGUGGCCGACAGCCACAACUUCCACGUCAAGCUCUGCCUCAAUAACAAGGUGUCUCUGAAGUUCUCGUCCCUUCAGGAGCUCCCAGCAGGGAGGACCACGCUGGGCCUGCAGGCUCAUCCGGGCUCCCUCUGCUCCGUCAGGGUCGUGGACCUCAGCGUCCUGCUGCUGCAGCGCGAGCAGGAGCUCACCGUGGACUCGAUCUACAGCCGGCUGCCUUUACAGAAGCUGUCGGGAUACGCCAGCGAUGUGAGCGACCCGGCUCCCUGCUUCAGUUGACCAAAAGCAGAACCUGAGAUGGUGGACGACGUCUACAGCGUCUUCAAAGAAAUAGGGAUCAAAAUUGUGACCAACUCGGAUGUGAAAAAGCCUCAUAACUGCGACAAAGUCGACCAGUUUUACUAUGAAUACGAAAAUGUAGGGAUAGCUUACGAGGUGGAUUACAUGAUCAAUGGUCUGAUCUCGAUGGAGACGGAGAUGAACGAGGGGGAACAGGAGAACAAGAAGGAGGAGGUGGUGGUGGAGAAGAAGGAGACAGUCAGGACCUUCUUCCCUGAGACUUGGAUCUGGGACCUUGUUCCUGUGGGGGACAGCGGCUCGGUAGACGUGGAGAAGACGGUGCCCGACACCGUCACCAAAUGGGCCGCCGGGGCGUUCUGCGUCUCCUCCGUGGGCUUCGGCGUGGCGCCAAACGCAGAACUGACGGCCUUCCAGCCGUUCUUCGUCAGCCUCACCUUGCCCUACUCCGUCAUCCGAGGGGAGGUGUUCACCCUCAAAGCCACCGUCUUCAACUACCUGUCCAAGUGCAUCAUGGUGAAUGUGUCGCUGGCCGAGUCGGACCAGUACGACUCCCGGCGCUGCGAUGGCUGCCGGUACCGAGCGUGUCUGUGCGGCGAGGAGAGCCGGACCUUCUCCUGGGUCCUAACGCCCACCUCUCUGGGUCAGGUGGAUCUGAAGGUCAGUGCUGAGGCCCUGAGGACCGACCUGCUGUGCGGUAACGAGGUGGCCGUUGUCCCCGAGGCGGGACAGGUGGACUCAGUGGUCCGAUCCCUGCUGGUGGAGGCUGAAGGGACGCCACAGAUGGCCAGUCACAACGCGCUGCUCUGUCCUGAAGGGGGGCCCGUGGAGAAGAACGUCUCCCUUCUGAUGCCCGAGGUGUUUGUGCCUGGAUCGGCCAGGGCCUCCGUCUCUGUUGUGGGGGACCUGAUGGGCCGGGCCUUGAAGAACCUGGACCAGCUCCUGGCCAUGCCGUACGGUUGCGGCGAGCAGAACAUGCUGCUGUUCGCGCCCAACGUCUUCAUCCUGGACUACCUGAGGAGCACCAACCAGCUGACGCAGGAGGUUCAGAGCCGCGCGACACGCUUCCUGGAGGCCGGAUAUCAGAGGGAACUCACCUACAAGCACGACGACGGCUCCUUCAGCGCUUUUGGGAAGAGGGACGAGUCUGGAAACACGUGGCUGACCUCCUUCGUGAUGAAGUCCUUCGGGGGGGCGCGGCCGUACAUCUUCAUGGACGACGCCCACAUCGGUGACGCCCGGCGGUGGCUGAGCCGCCUGCAGCGGCCCAACGGCUGUGUGCGCUCUGUGGGGAGGCUGAUACACAACGGCAUGAAGGGAGGAGUCAGCGACGACGUGUCGCUAACGGCCUACAUCACCGCCGCUCUGCUGGAGCUCCACGCCAAGGACCCGAUGGUUCAGGGGUGUCUGACCUGCCUGAAGGAGGCCAUGUCCGACCAGCUGGAGAACCUGUACACCUCCGCCCUGAUGUCCUACACCUUCGCCCUCGCCGGAGACAAGGACGCGAAGGCCGUGCUCCUCGCUCGCCUACAUCAGAAGUCCAGCACAGAGGGUGGCGGCCGCCAUUGGAGCAGAGCCGGGGCUUCUGGGAAAGGUCCGGACUCCCUGGAGGUGGAGAUGACGUCCUACGUGCUGCUGGCGCUGCUCUCCGGUCCGGCCGUGCCGGGCUUCGGACUCGAGUACUCCUCGGACAUCGUGCGCUGGCUGGUCCAGCAGCAGAACCCGUACGGGGGGUUCUCCUCCACGCAGGACACCGUGGUGGCCCUCCAGGCUCUGGCCAAGUACGGCGCCGCCACCUACAGCAAGGAGGGCGUCACCACGGUGACGGUGACGUCGUCGGGGGGUCCGAGCCGGGAGUUCACGGUGGGCGGGGUCAACCGGCUGCUGUACCAGGAGGAGGAGCUUAGCCAGGUGCCGGGGGAGUACUCGCUGCGGGCCCACGGGCAGAGCUGCGUGCUGGCUCAGGUCUCCAUGCAUUACAACAUCCCUCCUCCACCCGAUUUCUCUGCCUUCAACAUCUCCACCUCCGUGAUGCCCAAGUGCAACAUCAGCCGGCCUCAGCUGGUCCUCUACGUGCACUUCAGGUACCAGGGCAGGAGAGAGGAAACCAACAUGGUCAUCAUCAACAUCAAACUGCUCUCUGGAUUCAUCCUGGAUCAAAGCUCCCUGAAGCUGCUGAAGGGCGACCGCUCCAUGAAGCGCGUGGACGUGGAUGAAGGAUUCAUCAACAUCUACUUAGACGGGCUGAAGAAAGAUGAGACGAAGGUCCUCAGUGUGACUGUGGAGGAGGACGUCGCCGUGAGGAACCUGAAACCAGCUGUGGUGAAAGUCUACGACUACUACCAGACCAGCGAUGAAGCCGUCACUGACUACACUUCCCCCUGCGCCCAGUACGACGCAGAGAACGAGCUGUAGAAUCCGGAGCCAACAAAGAAACUUCCACUUGUGCUUCUUCUUAGAGAAUAUUUUUCCAUUUCUUCUUUUGCUUUGUGAUUUAAAGACAAGCAGACAAUGUUUUCUUUCUCUCUCUUUAAUAGAUUUGACAAAAUCCACAUUAUUCAGACAGAGAACCAACCCCAGUCUGGUCAGAGUAUUGUGUGACAGGAUCUACUUUCUAGGCAUAAAACAAGUCCUGUUUGUGUGUUGUACCACUUUAAAAAAAAACUAAAGGUAGAUCCAUACAUCACUACCAUUUGAGAUGUACCUUGACACACUGACAUAAAUGAUACAAAUGUGUACUCAUCUUUUAAUAAACUACUGUUCCAUUUCAAUAGCAGUCAUUAUUUCAUUUUUUCAUUCAGGCAGCCUCUUUACAGUAGAUUUAAGUUUCCUUUUCUUAAUCACAGAUCACCACGGUAACGAUUUAACAGCCUUGCCAGUGAUAAAUAGUUUGGUUUUGGGAAAGCCGGGGUGGGGGGGGGGGGGGGACAAAAUAUAUUACGAUUGUUUUAUUUUUUUAAGAAGUAAACAUGUCACUAUCUCAGGCACCACAACCAUAAAUAAUAAUAAUUACUGUAGCAACACACUUCCACAUGCUCAGAAUCACAGCUCCAGACCGAUGGAUCGAUACCUGCAGGUCACACAGUGGGGGGGUCACAUCCAUCGACCACCUUUAACUCAAUGUAUAUUAUACCAAACUUCCACAGCUGUAGGCAUCAUUUU
Molecule: messenger RNA, 5135 nt
Organism: Pungitius pungitius (ninespine stickleback)
Lineage: Eukaryota; Metazoa; Chordata; Actinopteri; Perciformes; Gasterosteidae
Gene: a2m1
Product: alpha-2-macroglobulin
Exons: 36
Cellular component (GO): extracellular region
Molecular function (GO): endopeptidase inhibitor activity
Source: RefSeq, a predicted model, not a curated record